CAAUGGUGAGGAGUCCACUGCUUGAUGAUAGUGUGAUCAUCAAAGAAAUUGGCUGUUUUCGUUGUGUUCCUAAAUCGCAUUUUUAUCUCAAUUUUAUCUCCUAAUAGGUUUUUGUACAUAAGAAAAAAAUUCUCUUUGGCAAGGCUGAAUAGGGUAGAUAUUAAAAGUAAGGGAUUUAAGUUAGACUUGAGUUAGAAUCCCAGUGCUGACUGUGUGAAGUUGGACAAAUUAUGUAACACAUCUGAGCCUCACAUGUUUCCCCUGUAAAAAUAAUGUAGUAAUAGUUCCAAUCUCAUAGGGGUCCUGGAAAAACAAAAUGAAGUGAUACAUAUAACGUACUUACCGUAGUGUCUGGCAUGUGGUCAGUCCUCAAUAUAAAGUAGCUGUUAUCAUUAUGAUUCCAAUUUUUAUUAUUUUCAAAUAAUUUGGAAAGAUUUCAAUAAUGCCUUAUAUUUGAUAGGUGAUUAAAUUUUAUAAAAUACUUUCAAAAUCACAUUUCAUUCCUACUGUGAUGGCUAUAAUGUAGGUAGAACAAGUGUUACUACAUUUUACCAUUGUGUAAAUUAAGACUUGGAGAGAAAAACAUAUCUUAUGAGCUAUAAACUAGUUUUCCUAGGUUCAUAAGUCCCCUAGAUGAUUUUAUUGUUGAGUUAGAAAGUUAUUAUCAGAAUGUGUUGCAAACACUGCUAUUAUAUAUAAAAUUAAUUAUGUAAAAUGCUUUUUACAGAUCUUGAAAAUGAGCCAAGAAAAAAAUGAAAUAUUUGAAAGUAAGUGGUCAAAAGAGAGACAGAGAGAGAAGCAGUUGGCAUUUGGUCUUGACACUGCCGAGAUGGCCUUGAAAGUUGAAAGUGAGGAAUUGCAAAAAUCAAAGUCAGAGCUCAUAUGCCUUUAUAAUGAAGUUCACAGUCUUCCAGGGGCAUCAGAAAGCAGAGACCAUUUUUUAAUAGCAUGGGACCUAUUGCAAAAAGAGAAUUCUGAAUUAGAAACAAAGGUCUUGAAGCUUUCUCAAGAAUUUGCACAAUUAAACCAUUUUACUCUAGGGGAAAAAACUACAACUGCUAAUUUAAUUAAAAGUGAAAAUAUCUGUAAAGAUCCUGAGUCUAACGAGCCAAUUUUGGAAGCAGAAAUUCAAACCCCAAAGGAAGAGAGAGAGGAACUCUGUCCCAAAUUAGGAGAAAGAAAGCAGAAGGAAAUUCCAGAGGAGUCAGUAAAGGAGGGCACUUUUCCAAAAGAGGGGCAGAAGGAGGAGGGCUCACAACAGAAUGGAGAUAUGAAAGAUGAAGAAAAAGAACAGCAGUUGACCAUUAAGACCGAGGAGGUUGUGAGGCUUAGAGAAGAGCUGAGCCGUAUAAAUCAGAGCCUCCUUCAGUCUCAGAGCUCUGGGGAUAGUUCAGAUGACAGUGGUGCCCAGCAUCCAUCAUCUGGAGAAAAACUAAAAUACAACCAGCAAGAGGAAGUACAGCAACUUCGCCAGAAUUUGCACCGGCUCCAGGUUCUAUGCAACUCAGCUGAAAAUGAGCUUCGAUAUGAACGAGGGAAGAACUUGGACUUAAAGCAACAUAAUAGCUUACUUCAGGAAGAAAACAUCAAGAUAAAGAUUGAACUAAAGCAUGCCCAACAGAAGUUAUUAGACAGUACAAAGAUGUGCUCUUCACUCACAGCAGAGUGCAAGCAUUGUCAGCAGAAAAUCAAGGAACUGGAGUUGGAAGUACUUAAGCAGACUCAGAGCAUUAAAUCACAGAACAACCUACAGGAAAAGCUGGCUCAGGAGAAAUCUAAAGUUGCUGAUGCAGAGGAAAAGAUUUUGGACCUGCAGCAGAAAUUAGAACAUGCUCAUAAAGUCUGUCUCACAGACAGUUGUAUUUCAGAGAAGAAGCAGCUAGAGGAAAAGAUAACAGAAGCAACAGAAAAUGAAGCUAAAAUAAAGCAACAAUAUCAAGAAGAACAACAGAAGAGGAAACUCCUAUAUCAGAAUGUAGAUGAGUUACACAGGCAAGUGAGAACCUUAAAAGAUAAAGAAAGUCUCCUGGAAAUGACCUGUUCUCAGCAACAAUCCAGAAUUCAGCAACAAGAGGCCCUACUUUCACAACUGGAAAAUGAGAAAAGAAAAUAUGAUGAGCAUGUCAACAGCAACCAGGAAUUAUCAGAGAAGCUGUCUAAGCUACAGCAAGAGAAAGAAGCUCUACAUGAAGAAUAUGUGCGAUUAUUGAAGCUACUUAAUGUCCAUGUGAGAAACUAUAAUGAGAAACAUCACCAACACAAAAUCAAGCUUCAAAAAGUCAAGUGUCGUUUAACUAAUGAAGUAGAACUACGAGAUAAGAGAAUUAACCAAUUUGAAGAUGAAAUUGGAAUCCUGCAACAUGAAAUAGAAAAGGAGAAGGCAAUACAGGACCAGAUCACUGCCCAAAAUGAUACCCUGAUUUUAGAAAAAAGGAAACUUCUGGAGCAAGUCAUAGAGCAAGAACGUUUGAUCCACAGCAACAAAUGGACGAUAUCUUCAAUCCAAAGCAGGGUACUUUACAUGGAUAAAGAAAAUAAGCAAUUACGUGAAAAUAGUCUUCGUCUCACACAGCAGAUUGGCUUCUUAGAGCGAAUUAUAAGGAGCAUUCAUAUUCGCAGAGGAGAGAAUCUUAAGGAGUUUCGUCUUCCAAAAUGGUGGCGUAGAGGCAAGCUGGCUUCUCUCCCCGCAACAAAAAGAGAGAAAGAAAUAUACAGCAGUGAGGUCGCCACCAGCAAUAAUGCAGAGCUCCAGCAUGAGGAUGAGUCCAUUCCUGAGGUCACAGAGAAGUGGAAACACUCUGAGCAGAUGGAAACAACAAUUAGUGACAUCUUUGAAUCUGAAGUAAUGAAUGAAGCAUUGCCUUUAUCAAACUCCAGUUUUUCAGGAAAAGAUUUGGUAGAGUCAUUUGUAAGUCUUCAAGAGACUGAAGUGAUUAAGUCAAAAGAAGCAAUGGCAAGUUCAGAGUCCCCUGAGAAUCUUUUGUGUUCACAGAAUUCUGAGGCUGGAUACAUAAAUGUGGCUUCUCUGAAAGAGACACACGGUAUACAAGAACAAGACCAAAAGUCAGAGCUAUAAAAUCACUGUUGCCUAAAGCUAUACUGAACAAAAUUGCUAACUUAAAGCCUGGACACAAAAGUGGACCAUGACAUUGAGAAGAGUUACCACAGAUCCCAAAUGGAUGUCAACCAAGUGUCUUCAAAAUUGCUGAUAAAUUCAUUAAAGCCAUUCUAAAAAUGGAUUUUUCAAGUUUGUUUGAUAUCCUCAGAUACCUUGUAUUGAUCAAUAUAUUGACUUUAGUUCAAUGAUUUAUUUAGGUUUCUUUUCAGCAGAGCACAUGUAUGGUUAAUUCGGCAUUCUUUCCCAUUAUUAUGGGUAUAUUUUCAAUUUAUUUUUUAAGAGUAAAAACAAUACAGUCACAUUAAAGCAAAUA
Sapajus apella (tufted capuchin) is the source of this 3431-nucleotide messenger RNA. RefSeq names its product coiled-coil domain containing 30 (gene CCDC30). Bases 737 to 3076 code for a protein of 779 amino acids. The record is from RefSeq and is a predicted model, not a curated record. The transcript has 15 exons. NCBI's taxonomy places the organism in Eukaryota, Metazoa, Chordata, Mammalia, Primates, Cebidae.